Neodiprion fabricii is the source of this 873-nucleotide messenger RNA. It is a transcript of the gene Nacalpha, whose product is annotated as nascent polypeptide-associated complex subunit alpha. The coding region runs from base 1 to 654 and encodes 217 amino acids. The transcript has 5 exons. Gene Ontology annotation, biological process: protein targeting to membrane. Gene Ontology annotation, cellular component: nascent polypeptide-associated complex; cytoplasm. The record is from RefSeq and is a predicted model, not a curated record. Lineage: Eukaryota; Metazoa; Arthropoda; Insecta; Hymenoptera; Diprionidae.
AUGCCGGAAUUAACUGAAUUGGACAAAGCUGCGUCCUCCGAACCUACCAAAGUUGAGGCGGCAGCUGCAGCCGCUGGUUCAGGAACUGACUCGGACUCUGACGACACGAUUCCAGAGCUGGAAGAUGCUGGAGUUGCUGAAGCAGGUGGUUUUCCUGGCACGCCGGGAACAGGUUUGCCAAUUGACUCCGUCUCCAAGGCCAAGCAAAGCCGCGGGGAAAAGAAGGCCAGAAAGUUGAUGAGCAAGCUUGGACUUAAGCCAGUCCAAGGUGUCAACAGGGUGACCAUUCGAAAAUCAAAAAAUAUUCUCUUCGUCAUAAACAAACCAGACGUCUACAAGAAUCCUGCAUCCGACACCUAUAUUGUCUUUGGUGAAGCGAAGAUUGAAGAUCUGAGUCAACAAGCCCAAGUCGCUGCCGCAGAGAAAUUCAAGGCACCCGAAGUCAUCCCAGCAACCGAAGCUGGUGGCAGCACAACGGUGGUUGCACCGAUCCAAGAGGAAUCCGAGGAGGAGGAAGUGGAUGAAACGGGAGUUGAGGAGAAGGACGUUGACCUUGUUAUGUCACAAGCUAAUGUUAGCCGAGGGAAGGCCAUCAAAGCUCUGAAAAAUAAUCAAAACGACAUCGUCAAUGCGAUUAUGGAAUUAACAAUGUGAUGAAGCUGCUCACACAUUGUAUACCCAGCAGCAGACAGGCAUUCGUUGCAAGAUCAUCGUUUGAUCUUCGAUGCAUCAGUCACGUCAUCUAUCCCCUUAUCUCAUCGCAAAGAAUAAAAUUUUUCAUCCAGUAUGUACAGAAAUGUUGUCACUGGAUGUUGAAACAAAUUUACAUGUAUAUACAUUAUUCAUCAAAAAAAAUAAACUCAUAGACCGUCA